Platichthys flesus (European flounder) is the source of this 1809-nucleotide messenger RNA. It is a transcript of the gene pex5la, whose product is annotated as peroxisomal biogenesis factor 5-like a. Gene Ontology annotation, molecular function: protein binding. Gene Ontology annotation, cellular component: cytosol; peroxisomal membrane. The coding region runs from base 16 to 1809 and encodes 597 amino acids. Lineage: Eukaryota; Metazoa; Chordata; Actinopteri; Pleuronectiformes; Pleuronectidae. Gene Ontology annotation, biological process: protein import into peroxisome matrix, docking. The transcript is spliced from 14 exons. The record is from RefSeq and is a predicted model, not a curated record.
GAUAAGACUGUUGCCAUGGUCCUGAAGGAGAUACCAAGUAAGGCGUCAUCAGAAGGGAAGCCCCUCCUCACAGUGACUACCAAGCUGGUGAGUGAGCAACAAGAGAGCCGCCCGCUUCUGAGCCCUUCCAUUGACGAUUUCCUCUGCGAGACCAAGUGUGAUGGGGUUUCCCGCCCAGUGACUUCCAACACAGCUGUUCUGUCUUCAACCCUGGACCUGCUGGAUCUCAGUGAACCUGGUGAGAGGAGGAGCAGUAAGGACAAGAAGAUUACGCUAACGUCCCGGCGUGACAGCCAGAAGAACAACCACCACAGGAAGAAAACGGAUGAGACGGAGCUGAUCCAGGUGGAAGUUGAACAGACAGGACCAAGCAUGAGGACUAGAGAGAGAGCGUCGCUCGACUCGGGUUCACCAUUGGAUAAAUGGGAAGAGCUGAACCCAAACCCUGAGAGAAAUGGCAACAGAAAAUGGAAGAUGGAAAGACGACGUUCAUCCAAAAAUUCAUCCAAUGAGUUUCUAUGGUCCAUAGACUGUAAAACCCAAUUAGACUCAUCGCAUAACAACUCCUUGGAAGAAAAUACCAAAGUCGACCCGGAGUGUGUCCUAGCAUCUCAACUCAACAGGCAGUAUAUUAGUGGAAGACAUGCUCGUUUGACAAAGGAACCGCGGUGGGGCAGCGCCCUCCUGUCCAGACAUCAGUCCCUUGAGGAGGAGUUUGAGCGGGCCAAGGCUGCUGUUGAGUCAGAUACCGAGUUCUGGGACAAGAUGCAGGCAGAGUGGGAAGAGCUCGCUCGGCGGAACUGGCUGACAGAGAACGAGCAGGCGCAGAUUCCCUCCUCGGUCUCGCCACAUGAGAAGGGUUACUACUUCCACACAGAUAAUCCUUAUAAGGACUUUCCCAACGCAUUUGAAGAGGGACUCAAGAAGUCUCGAGAGGGAGACUUGCCGAAUGCUGUGCUUUUGCUGGAAGCAGCUGUCUUGCAGGACCCUCAGGAUUCAGAGGCUUGGCAAGUGUUGGGGACCACCCAGGCUGAAAAUGAGAACGAGCAGUCAGCGAUUGUCUCCCUCCAAAGGUGUUUGGAGCUCCACCCGAACAACCUGCCCGCCCUCAUGGCUCUGGCAGUGAGCCUGACCAACACUGGAAUGCGUAAUGACGCCUGCGAGGCCCUGCUCCGCUGGUUACGGCACAAUCCCAAGUACAAGCACCUGCUGAAAGGAAAGUCCCAUCUGAUGGGAUCCCCGAACUCCCAACGCAGGAUGUCACAAGCUCCCAACAUUGGCAGCUCUCUGCUACCAGAGGUCAAGGAGCUCUGCCUGGAAGCUGUUCAGCACAACUCGGACAGUGUCGACCCAGAUUUGCAGACGGGCCUCGGGGUCCUUUACAACAUCAGCGGAGAGUUCAACAAAGCUGUGGAGGCCUUCAAUACCGCCCUGUCAGUACGGCCCGAGGACUACUUGCUGUGGAACCGCCUGGGAGCCACGCUGGCAAACGGGGACCGCAGCGAGGAGGCAGUGGAGGCUUACACCAGAGCUCUCGAGCUGCAGCCAGGGUUUAUCAGGUCCCGCUACAACCUGGGCAUCAGCUGCAUUAACCUGGGGUCACACAGAGAGGCGGCCAGUAACUUCCUGACUGCCUUAAGCCUCCAGAGGAAGAGCCGGAGUCGCCAGCAGUCCCACCAGGUGAUGUCCGGAAACAUCUGGGCUGCUCUGAGGAUAGCGUUGUCCAUGAUGGACCAACCAGAACUCUUCCAAGCCGCAAACAUCGGCGACCUGGAUCUCCUCAUGCGGGCCUUCAACCUAGACAUUUGA